Eucalyptus grandis is the source of this 333-nucleotide messenger RNA. Its product is annotated as probable calcium-binding protein CML45. Gene Ontology annotation, molecular function: calcium ion binding. The record is from RefSeq and is a predicted model, not a curated record. The transcript has a single exon. Bases 1 to 333 code for a protein of 110 amino acids. Lineage: Eukaryota; Viridiplantae; Streptophyta; Magnoliopsida; Myrtales; Myrtaceae.
AUGGUGAUGGAGAGACUGGGGAUCUUCGGCGUCGCCGAGGACCCGGACGGCGAGCAGCUGCCGGAGCGGAUCGGGGCGACCGAGAUCGCUCGGGUGUUCGACGAGGAAGAGGUGAGCCUGGAGGAGGUGAAGGAGGCAUUCUACGUGUUUGACAGGAACUGCGACAGUUUCGUGGACGCCAGAGAGCUAAGGGACGUGCUUCGGGCCCUAGGCUUUGCAGAUUUGUCCGAGCCCCAGUGCAGAGAUCUGAUCAGAGCCUUCGACGAGAACGGGGACGGGCUGAUUGAUUUCAGGGAAUUCACCAAGCUUGUGCAGAGGAGCUUCCGGCAGUAG